Messenger RNA from Cryptomeria japonica (Japanese cedar), 7486 nucleotides. Its product is annotated as NADH-ubiquinone oxidoreductase chain 2. The transcript has a single exon. The record is from RefSeq and is a predicted model, not a curated record. The coding region runs from base 4805 to 5527 and encodes 240 amino acids. Lineage: Eukaryota; Viridiplantae; Streptophyta; Pinopsida; Cupressales; Cupressaceae.
AGGGGGUCCCGGUGCAGUGGGGGGCCCCUACUAUCCAAUAGCCUUAGCGCAUGUUGCGCCGCUAUCUCCUCUGCACCACUGCACCGGGAACCCUAUGAUGGGUGGGAGUCAAGUUCCGGCAAUAGGAUUAUCGCCAUCUCCAAAACGGCACAACUAGAAUUCUGGGCCUUGCGGCAACUAUCUCCUCCACCAUAGAAUAGUAGGGGCCUCAUCUUGCCUAAAAUAGUAGGGCAUUCAGAUGCGAGGAGGUAGAAUUGAGCCCUACAAUUCUAUGGCGGGUCACUUUUCCAGUAAUGUCUGCGAUAAAAAUGAGAAAUGGAGAGAGGCCCCGUCGGGGAAUUGAGAAAGGUCACUUUCACAGUCUACGGAGCCAGACGAAUGAUCGACGUGCCGGUAGGGAACUUGGGUGGGAAUGCCUACAAUUCUAUGGGGGGGUCACUUUGCCAGUCAUAUUCACCAUCUCUUUCGUCGAGCCCUUUAGAAUAGUAGGGGUCUGGCUCACAUGACUGCCUAGAGUUUAUUUGGCCGACCCAUGGCACCCCACUAUUCUAAGGGGCUUUGGGACGAUCUCUUUCGUCGAGCCCUUUAGAAUAGUAGGGGUCUGGCUCACAUGACUGCCUAGAGUUUAUUUGGCCGACCCAACUUAAUGCCACCCCUACCACCAACAUGACCACCAACCACCACCCAACAUCACUAAUCUAACCCACCCCUACCACCAACAUCACCAAUCCCACCAACUACCACGUUUCUUAUCGGAUUGAUGCUCCAUUUCGAAAUCAGCCAAAGAAAAUAGGGUCGCGUUUGACCUCUCUACCUCUAGCCGUGAGGUGCCCCUAUAGAAUUUUAGGCGCUACUGCUUAGUAUAGAAAGUGGCCCCUUUUAGAUUAUUCCCGGGGAACAUGUUCAUGUCGGGUGAUGGAUGGAGCGGGUUCUGGGUAGAAUAGUAGGGGCCCUUAGAAUAGUAGGGGCCCCCACACCCCCCUUUCUAAUAGUAGGGGCCCAUUCCUCUAUGAAUCAUGUUAGUAGGUCAUCUAAUCAUGUGACGUAUGGAAUCUCACUCAAGCUUGCCAUAGAAUAGUAGGGCAAUACGUAACAUGAUGAAUAUCAGUAGGAAGUCUCGUUAGUAGGAAACCAACAAUAGAAUAGAGGGCCACCCUCACCUCCUAUAUUCUCGUACCCUUUGAACCUCAACGGGCCACCCUCACCUCCUAGAGGUCCUGCAUGCUCAAAAAGGGCCCCACGGGGAACCCUUUGAAACCGGAGAGAAUUGGCUAAGUACUAUCGUUGCCUAACUCCACAAGUGGAUGCGAGGGCAAGGACUAUAAGGGAUCCUAGGUAGGACAAUAACAACAUUUUCUUUCAUAUCGCCCUGGCCCGUAGGGCUCACAAGUGUGGAUUGGGCAAGUACUAGUAUCCCCUACUAUUCGGCGAUCUAUUUUGGGCAUGUUACGUAUAGAAUCUGGUUCACCGGAACUAUAGUUGCCAUAGAGCCCUCCAACUUAUCUAUAGGGGGGUAUGGGGGGCCUCUGAACCGGCAAUAGAAUAGUAGCCCUCUUCACCGGCAAUAGCCAUAGAGUAGGGCGGGCCUCCGAUGAACCCUACUAUUCGCCAGGGGCAUGUUACGUCUAGAAUCGUCAACCCCCCUACCCCUGCAUGUUCACAGGGGCGCCCCGUGCAUCGCCCAUAGAAUUUGAGGUGCCCCGGGAAAGUAAAGGUAGAUGCCAUUGGGCGGUUCAGUCGGUUCAAUGCCUACUGUAUCGGAAUGCAUCGGAUGGAUGCCCGGGCAUUGGGAGGGGAGAGUGGUGAUUGGGGGGGGAGUGGGAGGUGGGCCCCCCCUUUUUUUCGAUCAGAUCGGCCGUUGAACCAGUUCAUAUAGUUCAUUCAGAAUUUUGUUUCAAUCGGCGGAGGAGGGUGGAGAACCAUUGGAUGGGAAUAGGGGUUCUACCGAUUGAACUAGAUUAUUCAUGGAUGGACAGCAUGGAUUGUAGGAAUUGGUGCGUCCCAAUCGAUAUGAGUCAAAGUGGGUUGCUCGCUUCCUAGAAUUCCCCAUGCCAUAGAAGAGUAGGGGCUGCCAUUAAUCAGCUUGCUAGCCCUACUAGAACUAUAAUGGGGGGUGGGGGGGGGCACGCAUCCUAAUUUAGAACAGUAGGGUUAGCCCCGCCCUUUUAGAAUAGUAGGGGGCAGUCAAGACUCGAUUCUAGCUCGGAGUUUUCUAGCAACUAGAAUUGCUUAAUAUAGCCCCCCCUACUAUUUAAAGGGUUCUUGAUAGAAGGGCCCCUAGGGGCGGGUGGGAGGAGGCUAUGGGGCGCAUUAAUGAACGGCUCGCCCUAGGGGUGGGUGGGAGGCGGCUGGAGCGCAUUAAUGAACGUCAUUAAUUGACUACUGAUUAACAACAAUUAAUAUACCGGGGCUCCCACCCGCCCUUAUUCUAGCGAGCUGAUUAAUGAACUGGUAGUCGGUAGAUUAGUUGUUGUGGGGGGUUAUGUUCGACAUUCCCACCCUGCUGGGGGAGGGCCCCUACGGGAGAACGGCAGAUUCCGUGUGUGGGGUUGGGUGGGGGGUAAAGUUCCCUGCAGAAGAAUGGUGCAUGCACAGUGGGUUUUCAUUAUUCUGAUGAAGCUUGACUAGGGUGAUAAAUGCCGGAAUUAGAGUUGGGUGGGGGCGCCCCUUAGAAUUAUCCCACCCACCCUGCAUGGGGGGUUCUAUUCCCUCUCCCGACCCCUAUCCAUAGUAGCGGGAGGCCUAUCUAUAUCUAUAUCUAUAGUAGGGGAGAUCGAGGAGGCCUAGGGGGAGAUGGGCAUUUAUGCCUCGACCGCCCCCUAUAUAGGGGGUGGGGGGGGGGAGAGGGAUUGAUUUCGGAGUCUCUGUGCGAGCCGUAUGCGGCGAGAGUCGCACGUACGGUUACGGGGGGGGGUUCACGUCUAUCGCAUAGUGUGGUGGCCUACCCCAUUUGUUCCAUGAUCUAUGGGUCUACUGGAGUGACCCACUUCGAUCAAUUAGCCGAGAUUUUGACCGGAUAUGAAAUGACUUUGUUCGGUGCUCGAUCCGGUGGUAUUUUCGCGGGGAUUCUAUUCAUCGCUGUAGGAUCUUUAUUCAAGAUCACUGCAGUUCCCUUUCGGGCGGCUGUAGGACGGCCGCCUAUGGGUGGUCGACAGAUUGCGGCCAAUCGACAAAACCAACUGCCUUCUCCGAGAGGACAUUUAUGUAUGGGCUCGACCACCGGCACUCGACCUGAAGUCCCAUCUCCCGACGAAGGGCAAUCCGUUAGGCGCUCGGCCGAUGGAUAGGCCGAGCCCCCCCCGGCACUACCCGGGGGGGCGGAUAGGGGCCCUCGACUUCCUCUAUUUUUUGACCCCCCGAGCCACUCUGCAUGCAGAGAGUCUUUUUGAGAAUCCCCCCUGCUGCAUGGCUUGAUUGGACCUGACGGUACUCGCCCCCCCCGGCACUAUAGCUAGAUAGGGGCCCCCUGGGGCUGGGAGCCUCAUAGCCCCUAUCCUUCCUAUUCAAACUAUCCACCUAUCCAAACUCUCUCUAGUGGGGAGGGGCACUCGACCAACGGGAGAGGACCCCGGGGGGGGCCCAGGGUCCGACCCCUACUAUUAAUAGCUGGGAGGACGAGGGCCGACGGCACUCCCCCGCCCCUAUCCUAAUAAAAUACUUGGGGGGGGAGGGAGAGGCACUCGAUAGAUCGAGGGCCCCCAAUGCAGGGUGCUCUCGACCGAUAGGGAGAGGAGAGCGCGACUCAUCACUACCUCGUAAGGGCGUUGAGACCAUAGCAUGUCACACGCCUUUCUCCGUAGCCGCCCGCCUAGAAGAGCCGCUCGCUCCAUAGUGUUGUCGCACAAGAUAAGCACGCCGCCUGCUUGGCGAAUCGAAGUUCUCUCCCGGUAAACUGUCCACCCAGUGAAGUGCGAACGUAACAGUGGAAUGCCACGGCGCACGCUGCUUGCUUGCACUAACACUAGCUCGCACUAACACUAAACACUAAUAGAUCUGGUGUGCCUCCUGCCCGUCGACGAGGAAAGAGCGACAAGGUUCAGAUUCGGAAGUUACUGCUUUUCCGCAUGCAGCAUGGGAGCUGAUUACCCAACAACUCUCUGGGAACAAUGGGAAAAAGGAUAUCCCGAUAACGGAAACCAUAGGGGGGGCUGUAUCGGCGAGAUCCAACGGUGAACAACUAGAUUCUCCAGGAGAAAACCCCGGCUGGAAGUCUGAGGACCUUUAGUACCAGCAGCCAGCGCUUCGCGCCCCUCGUCCUCCCAGACUAGCGGGGGUCGGACCCUAUCUAUAGUAGGGCCCCCGGGGUCCUCUCCCGCCCUACGGGCGAGUGCAGUGAGCCCCUCUUCAUUCUAGUAGGGCGCUUUAAAGAGCUUUCUCUUUACGAUAAGGAAGAAUCCCCACUCUGCAUUUCCAGCCCGGGAAAGCGCUGGCAACAACGGAAAGGGGUCUGACCAUACUGAGUGAGCAGCAGGCAUCUACUACGGAUCCCUAUCUAUAGUAGGGGUUAAACCGCUCCAUCUAUCUGUGUGUGGGCGGACCUGGCUUUGGAUAUCUAAUCCGAGUUCAGAGUAGAGAACCGGAGCCGUAUGAUGGGAAAAACUUUCACGUUCGGUCCAGGGAGCACUUUUAUCGUAGAUGAUGACUAUCUAUAGUCCUCGUUCUCCCUCGUGUGGCACUUCUGCUGAGCGAACCGCCCCCCCACUAUAGAGAGGGUAGAUAGGCAUUAAAGAUCCGGAAGAGAAAGAAGGCAGUGACGCCCCCCCCUCCCCCCCCCCCGGACUCCAUAUCUCUCUCGACCCUCUAUAUGUGGGCACCUGAUAUCCAUGAGGGUUCACCCACCCUGGUUGCAGCAUUCUUCUCUAUCGCACCUAAAAUUUCUAUUCCUGCGAAUAUGUUACGUGUUUCUAUCCAUAGUUUCUAUGGAACUACAUCGCAGCAAAUCUUCUUCCUCCGCAGCAUUGCUCCUAUGAUCCCAGGAGCACUGGCCGCCAUGGCCCAGACGAAAGUCAAAAGACCUUUAGCUCAUAGUUCGAUUGGACAUGUGGGUUAUAUUCGUACCGGUUUUUCACGUGGAACCAUAGGAGGAAUUCAAUCACUACUAAUUGGUAUCUUCAUCCAUGUAUCAAUGACGAUAGGUGCAUCCGCCAUAGUCCCGGCAUUACGGCGAACCCGUGUCAAAUAUAUGGCGGAUCUGGGCGCUCCAGCCGGGACGAAUCCCAUUUCGGCUAUUACAUCUUCCAUUACUAUGUCCCCAUACGCAGGAAUACCCCCGUUAGCCGGCUUUCGCAGCAAAUUCUAUUCGUCCUCCGCCGCUCUGAGUUGUGGGGCUCACUUACCAGCCUUGAUGGGAGUAGUGACUAGCGUUAUAGGUCGUUGGGCGGCCGGAAGGUUGCCUGGAGUGGCAGUUCUGCAUCCGUGCACCGGACACGUAGCCUACCAGAAGUUGCGACACAGUGAAUUGGGUGGGAUCAACCGACAUAUCUGCUACAGUGAAUCGGGUGGGAUCAACCGACAUAUCUUGCAAUAGAUCAUGAACCGAGAUCAUGAACCAACCAUAUCCAUCCGUCCGCAAUGCCGCGAGACACUGCACGAGAUGAACCCGGGUUUGGUGAAUCGAAGUUGGCCCUGGGUGUGAUAAAGAAGAUUCCCAGUUACAGCGCGCGAUCGUAUACCGAGGUGCUCCCCGCCGGUUGCUGGGACGACGCGAGCCGGCCGGCUCGACCAUCCAUCGGUUGAGACCGCCACCCAACCAACUAUAGUUCUCCAUAGCCUCCUCCCACCGAGCUCGGAGUUUUCUAGCACUUAUUGAUGCAGGCUUCAAUCAAGCCCUACCCCCCCCUACCCCCCCAUCAUAGUUGUUAUUGUAGGGGGCUGGGACUGAUUAAUCAACUCUACUAUUCUAAGGAGAAGCCUGCGCUACCCUACAAUUCUAUGGCGGUUAUAGAAUCGAGGUUGGGUGGGGACUCUAGUAGGAGAUAUAAUUGGGGGCAUGAAUGGACUAGACUGACUAUAUAGUCUAGUACCCAACUAUAGAUAGAUAGUCGCCGCACCGGUCUUCUGGUGCAUACCCUAGAUAGUCGACCUCAACCGACGUACGCGAUAGGUCGAGUCGAGAAGGAGGGAUGGACAGAGGGAUUACCCAUCUUCUCGGGGACGGGGAACGAAUCGACAUCUCGAUGUGAGACUUUUCCUUUUGGGGAAUAACGGCGAAGUCCAUCCAAAACCGAUGAAUAAGAGGAGAGCAAAGCGCCAAUGAAUGGCGCGCGAAGCGCAUGCGGAACGGGCGCGGGGAAAAGAGUGCCGUGCCGCCGUUCGGACCCCCUACCUAUAUAAGGGCCCAUGGCCGCACUUUCUGGGCCCAGAGCAGUGCCCAAAUGAUACAUACAAUUAAAGAUUUGGGGCAAGGAACCCCGUGAUCAAUAGAUGGGGCCCUCUCCCCUCCUCGUCCUAUCUUAGAGUCCCUCUCCCUCCCCUACUAUAGAUAGGCCUAUCGGUUGAGCGGUUCGCCCAAGAAAGCCCCCAUUAUAGAGAGGGGGGAGAGGGGUGGGGGGGGGGGCUCACCUCUCGCCCUAUAAAUGACCUAUCCAAACUAUGGGGGGCGAAGCGAAAAAUAGAGUGAAUUAUUCUGCAGGGUGAUAACUAUGCCCCCCACAAUUCGAACCUCCCCCCGGUUAUGCCCCCAGCCGGGGCCCUACUAUUCAAUUAUUAUAGCAGGCGUACAUUAAUGGCAGGGGGCCCACACUCCAUAGAAUUUGAGGGCCUAUUGCCAUACCCUUUACAAGCCCUUUCAAAUAGUAGGGGAAAGAUACUUCAUUUUUGAUUCUAAAAAAUGAAUGCUAUCGAGUGGUUCACCCUACUAUACUAUAGAAAGGGGCUCACCCCCCCCCACUAUAGCCCUAUUGAACCCCCCCCCCCACCCCCCCCGGGGGGGGCAAUAGGGGAUAGUUGGCGUUUGGUUUAGCCCUAUUGAACCCUAUGCGGCCCAACUAUAGAAAGUUGAGGCCUCCCCCUAGGCGGCCUAUCCAAACUCUCUAUAGUGGGGGGGGCCCUCGACCGAUAGAGCGACAGCGCAGCGAACAGCUUGGGGCCGUGGCUUCAGUAGCAUCACGACUCGCCCUACUAUCUAUAGGGCCGGUGAUCCGGAUGGGAUACUACUGCGCUUAGUGAGCGCCCGCUCAUUGAACGGCUCUGCUGCAAUGGAUGGCAGAGGGCCCGUAGUACCGGCCGGGCCGGGAAGGGGCCUGAUAAGUGCCUACUGCUACACAUCCGGAGUGUCCGGCAGGGUUCGGACUCUUUCCUAACUCGAGAUGGGGGCCUCAGCUCGACACCCCCUCAGUGUUCAUUCGUUCAUGCAUGUGUACUCCGGAAUAACAGAGGGGACAAGACAUAUUCGUUCGUAUCCAUCUGGACAAAACACCAUCUCCGAAAACACGAGGAUGGGUUUGACUAGACCAGACUAGAAUUGGGUGGUUUGGAAGACCAAGCU